Molecule: messenger RNA, 1601 nt
Organism: Xylaria bambusicola
Lineage: Eukaryota; Fungi; Ascomycota; Sordariomycetes; Xylariales; Xylariaceae
Product: 60S ribosomal protein l16
Exons: 5
Coding region: 452-1060 (202 amino acids)
Biological process (GO): negative regulation of translation; translation
Cellular component (GO): ribosome; cytosolic large ribosomal subunit
Molecular function (GO): mRNA binding; structural constituent of ribosome
Source: RefSeq, a predicted model, not a curated record
UGAUAAGCAACGACGUUGGGGGGUUGUCAGCUGGGCAGCACUGUAAGCUUCUAUGUGAGUAAGUAAGCAAGAUAAGCCACAAUUGUUCUGUGGCGCAUGCACGAGCACUGAAGGAGGCUAGGUCUGCCUAGCCCUAGAUUAUGAGGCCACAAAAAUCCCUCUCGCUUCCACGCCCGCCCCCACCAUUCCAAGCCAGGACUAGCGGCCCUCUACAGCGGGCACACUGGACGAUUGUGCGUUCCGCCGAUAAUUUUCUAGUGGUGGCAUUCCUCUCCUCCGCCUGGCGACCAACAACAACACAUCACGACCUUACUAACGACCACAGCAGAGGAUUAAUUUAAUAGCUCCUACAGACGCAGACUUCUUCGGUUGCGCUCUCGAGCUAUUUCUUCCUCCCCGUUCCAUCAUUCUUUUCCUUUCUGUUACCACGUCGCGGUGACGAUCCGAAAAGAUGUCGUCCUUUGAGUCUGUUGUCGUCAUCGAUGGCAAAGGCCACCUCCUUGGCCGACUCGCCUCUAUCGUCGCCAAGCAGCUCCUUAGCGGCCAGAAGAUCGCCAUCGUCCGAUGCGAGGAACUGAACAUCUCGGGCGAGUUCUUCCGCGCCAAGCUCAAGUACCACGCCUACCUGCGCAAGGCCACCCGAUUCAACCCUACCCGAGGUGGUCCCUUCCACUUCCGUGCCCCUUCAAGAAUCUUCUACAAGGCCGUCCGUGGCAUGAUUCCCCACAAGACUGCCCGAGGUGCUGCUGCUUUGGAGCGCCUAAAGGUCUUUGAGGGUGUCCCUCCCCCGUACGACAAGCAAAAGAAGAUGGUUGUUCCCCAGGCUCUCCGUGUCCUUCGUCUACAGCCCGGCCGAAAGUACUGCACUGUCGGCAGACUGAGCCACGAAGUCGGCUGGAAAUACCAGGAUGUUGUUGCUCGUCUGGAGGAGCGCCGCAAGGCCAAGGGUACCGCUUACUACGAGCGCAAGAAGCUCGCUCAGCGCCAACUCAGCGAGGCCAAGAAGAGUGCCACAGUAGACAGCAAGACAGCCAAGACUCUCGAGUCCUUCGGUUACUAAAUCGUCUUGUUUCCAUCCGUCUGCAUUUUUCUGAUACACCAACAACAAAACCAAACACAAUUCAUCCUUCCAUGGACUUGCAACUAGAACCGGCGUGUGGGUAUGGGAAACUCGAUCAUCGCAUUCACCUUUGUCGUUCCGCGCAAUUUCGAGGGAAAGGCAAUGGGGUCAUAAGGGUUGGGGGUUUAUGUCACUACUGGCUCUGAGGACCUGUGUUCACACAAUUCAUCGUCUUAGGCACCGAAUGAAAAAUGAACCAAAUCACGAACAAAAAAAAGAAAGCAAACAAAGCUGGUUAAAUGGGUUUAUCAACUAUGUGAUGCAAUUUUAAAACCUAAAGCCCCCCAACGGGGCUGAGCAUUGUGUUUAUAUUGACUUGGCGCACAGCUUGGAGGCGUCUUGUUGACUAAUUUAGGAACCGCACCGAGAGAAAGAGAGAAAAAAAUCCAUCAUCGAUGCCGAAAUUUAGAAUUUCGAAGUUCGUUAUUCUGAUUUCGAUUUGUUUCACGACGGUCUACGUUUAUUCGUUCGUUCGCUACGG